UCGCGCCGCUGCCGGGGGCCCAGGUUUCUGUCGCCCUGGCCAUAUUCUCCUCCCCGAGCUACCGGACACGCAAGACAGUGGGGCGAGGCCGGUUUUACCGGGAGAGCUGUCACUCUGAGGCGCUCCCCUGUACCAGGAGGGCUCCUCGCGGAGGGGGACUACUUUCCCCCCGCCCCUCCGCGGAGGAGCUACUUCUGCCGCGCGGAGGCGUCGAGCGCAGCGGCGCGCACGGCAUGGCGGCGGCGGCGCGCGCCUGAGCAGAGGGGACGCCGGCGCGGUAAGGCCUCGGCGCGGCCUACACGCUUCGCUCGCCCGCUUCCCGCUCCGCGCCCGGCCAUGGCGGAGCCUUCGCCCGCCCGACGCCCGGUGCCCCUCAUCGAAUCGGAGCUGUACUUCCUCAUCGCCCGGUACCUAUCGGCGGGCCCGUGUCGCAGAGCUGCCCAGGUGCUGGUGCAGGAGCUGGAGCAGUACCAGCUGUUGCCGAAGAGGUUGGACUGGGAGGGCAACGAGCACAGCAGGAGCUACGAGGAAUUGGUCUUGUCCAAUAAGCAUGUGGCUCCUGACCACCUGUUGCGAAUCUGCCAGCGCGUCGGCCCUAUGCUGGAUAAGGAGAUCCCACCCCGUGUUCCAGGAGCCACUUCUUUACUUGGUGCAGGAAGGCAGUCUGUGCUACGCACAGCAAAAGACUGCAGGCACACAGUUUGGAAGGGCUCUGCCUUUGCUGCUCUUCACAGAGGAAGACCUCCUGAAAUGCCGGUGAAUUAUGGUUCUCCACCAAAUAUUGUGGAGAUACAUCGAGCAAAACAACUCACAGGGUGCUCCACUUUUAGCACAGCGUUUCCAGGAGCUAUGUAUCAGCAUAUAAAAAUGCACAGGAGGAUUCUUGGACAUCUGUCUGCUGUUUACUGUGUAGCAUUUGAUAGGACAGGACAUAGGAUCUUUACAGGAUCAGAUGAUUGUUUGGUGAAGAUUUGGUCAACACAUAAUGGCCGCCUGUUGUCCACAUUAAGAGGUCAUUCUGCAGAAAUCUCAGAUAUGGCAGUAAACUAUGAGAAUACAAUGAUUGCUGCAGGAAGCUGUGAUAAAAUCAUCAGAGUGUGGUGCUUGCGAACUUGUGCCCCGGUUGCUGUGCUCCAAGGACACACGGGAUCAAUUACAUCUUUACAGUUUAGCCCAAUGGCCAAAGGACCUCAAAGAUACAUGGUCUCCACUGGUGCUGAUGGGACAGUGUGCUUCUGGCAGUGGGAUUUAGAGUCCUUAAAGUUCAGUCCACGGCCCCUGAAGUUCACUGAAAAGCCUCGGCCAGGUGUUCAGAUGCUUUGUUCUUCUUUUAGCGUUGGUGGUAUGUUUUUAGCUACCGGUAGUACUGAUCAUGUAAUCAGAAUGUAUUUUUUGGGUUUUGAAGCACCCGAAAAAAUCGCAGAACUUGAAAGUCACACGGAUAAAGUUGAUAGUAUCCAAUUUUGUAACACUGGUGAUCGGUUCCUAAGUGGUAGCAGAGAUGGAACAGCACGGAUUUGGAGAUUUGAGCAGUUAGAAUGGAGAAGCAUUUUACUGGAUAUGGCUACCAGAAUCUCAGGAGACUUAAGUUCGGAAGAGGAAAGGUUUAUGAAACCCAAAGUAACAAUGAUAGCGUGGAAUCAAAAUGAUAGCAUUGUUGUCACAGCUGUGAAUGAUCAUGUCCUCAAAGUGUGGGAUUCUUACACUGGACAACUGCUUCAUAACUUACUGGGACAUGCCGAUGAAGUAUUUGUUCUGGAGACACAUCCCUUUGAUUCCAGAAUUAUGUUAUCUGCAGGACACGAUGGCAGCAUAUUUAUAUGGGAUAUUACCAAAGGCACCAAGGUGAAGCAUUACUUCAACAUGAUUGAAGGGCAAGGACAUGGAGCUGUGUUUGACUGUAAGUUUUCACAGGACGGACAGCAUUUUGCCUGUACAGAUUCUCAUGGGCACCUUCUGAUAUUUGGCUUUGGAUGCAGCAAACCAUAUGAAAAGAUUCCUGAUCAGAUGUUCUUCCACACCGACUACCGACCACUGAUUAGAGACUCUAACAACUAUGUCUUAGAUGAGCAGACUCAGCAGGCUCCUCAUCUCAUGCCGCCACCGUUCUUGGUAGAUGUGGAUGGGAACCCUCACCCAACCAAGUACCAGAGAUUAGUACCCGGUCGAGAAAACUCAGCAGAUGAACAUUUGGUUCCACAGCUAGGCUAUGUGGCCACAAGUAAGUGCAGACUUUUAUUUGAAAAAUUUAAACAAUAGUACAAAUAAGCCAGACUGUGUGUGAGCUGAUGGCUUACACCUAUGAUCCUAACCGAUUGGGAGGAUCUGGUUCCAGGCCAGCCUGGCAAAUAGUUUGUGAGACCUCAUCUCCAAAAUAACCAGAGCAAAAUGGAUUGGAGGUGUAGUAGCCUGAGAGGAAGAGCGCCUGCUUUGCAAGCACAAAGCUCUGAGUUCAAAAAUAAAAAAAAAGAGUCUAAAUAAUGCCUAUCUCUUAGGCUCACCAGGCAUUAGUAUUUGACAGUAUUUGUUUUAGCUUUUCUAUAGGUACUGUAUUGAACUUUGUGAGAAUUACAUUCUGUAUCGUUCAUGCCCAUUUUUCCAUAAAUACUAAUGUGCUUUCUUGGAGUAAAAAGGUGAAAAGGAACUUGGCCAUGCUUGCUAAGAUCUACAACAAGAAUAAAUCUUGUGUGAAACUGAUGAAGAAAAAGGAAAUUUAUGUCAGUUUUGCUGUUGAAUCUGGAACUACAGGAGGUUAAGAUGGCACAUGCAUUGAAUUUGCGUAUGUAUGGCCAGUUUCGGAAAAGAUGUUUCACAGUGGUUGGUACUGUCCGUGUUUGAGGUGUAACAUUUGGAUGAGGGGUGACAACCGCAGAUGGCACUGUAUGCUGUGUGGACACGUGGGCCUGGUUCUCUGAAUUGGCAUAGUGCAUUUGAGACUCAUUCACGGUAUUGCUCACAACAGUAGUGUGCUGGUGUUCAUUGGUAGACAGUACCCAUGUGAUGACAGCUGUGCCAUCUCUUCUGUAUCUGCUCACUGACAGUCGAGUUAUUUCCAAUUUGAAAGUGAUAUGAUGAUUGAAAUAUAUAGUCAAAAUGUGGAUUUUUUUUCUCCUCCUUUUUACUCUGUGUAUUUUAAAACUUGUUCAGU
Messenger RNA from Castor canadensis (American beaver), 3148 nucleotides. The record is from RefSeq and is a predicted model, not a curated record. Lineage: Eukaryota; Metazoa; Chordata; Mammalia; Rodentia; Castoridae.